Molecule: messenger RNA, 1384 nt
Organism: Zea mays
Lineage: Eukaryota; Viridiplantae; Streptophyta; Magnoliopsida; Poales; Poaceae
Exons: 5
Coding region: 563-1159 (198 amino acids)
Source: RefSeq, marked provisional
CGAGCAGUCACCAGUGCUUGCUUCUCCCGUACUUCUUCCCGGUCCCCCCACCGCAGCUGAGCUGCGGAACUCCUUACUCACCGACACGUAGGUCCCACCCGCUUGUGGCCCCGCCACCAGUGACCCAAACCAUCAGAGCAUCCUGUGCACGGAGCUUCCUCCUCGAAUGCGCACUAAUGGUGGUAGUAAUAAUUGCUCAUUAGUUUAAUGAGCAGCAGGUAGGCACUGUGCUGGCUGUGCUGUGCUGUGCCUCCAUCUUCCGAUUCCCAUCCCCCGUCGUCGCUUGUUUGGUGCUGUCUUUUCCUUUCCGCCGCGGCAAAAGUGAGGAGCGCGCGGGCGAGUUGGGGGAGACGAACCCGUCAUAACUCCCUCGCUUAAUCGCGUCUCGUGCUCCUGCCUCCUGCGUAUAUAAACGCGGCAAUCGGGACGCCCGGGGAGGCGUUCGUUCUCCUUCUCCAUCCCACGCGCGCGCAGGCCAAGGCCGGAUCGGCGGCCUCUCAGAUCUCGCCGGCCGCCGUGAGACAGAGACCGAAGGGGGGGUUGACCGGUGCUCGGGAGGAAGAUGUUUAGCGGGACGCAGCAGAAGUGCAAGGUGUGCACCAAGACGGUGUACCCGAUGGACCAGCUCUCCACCGACGGCGUCGUCUUCCACCGCUCCUGCUUCAAGUGCCAGCACUGCAAGUCUACCCUCUCACUGAGCAACUAUUCCUCGUUCGAAGGAGUGCCGUACUGCAAGACCCAUUUCGAGCAGCUGUUCAAGGAGACCGGGAGUUACAACAAGAGCUUCCAAUCACAGUCACCUGCAAAGAUUACUCCGGAAAAGUUGGCCCCUGAGCUGACCAGAUCACCAAGCAAAGCUGCAAGGAUGUUUUCAGGAACACAAGACAAGUGUGCGACUUGUGGUAAAACUGCGUAUCCUCUUGAGAAGGUAACAGUCGAAGAGAAGUCCUACCAUAAGUCAUGCUUCAAAUGCUCCCACGGGGGCUGCGCGAUUACACCUUCCAACUAUGCAGCCUUGGAGGGCAUCCUCUACUGCAAACACCAUUUCUCCCAACUUUUCAAGGAGAAGGGAAGCUACAACCACUUGAUCAAGUGCGCGUCCGUCAAGCGCGCUGCUGAAGCACAGCCAGAACAACCGGCCUCUGAUUCCUCCUCCUGACCACGCCAUUUAAACAGUGGGGGUUUGGAGGCGAGAGAGUUGGGAAGCCUCCUGUUUCUACUUAAAACCGCGUGAUGUAUGUUAUUCCAUCUAUGCCCCGAGGAUACUAGACUACUACUCUAUUUUGGUAUCCUCUGCUGUGCUAGCUGGAUCAUAUCAGCGAACCAUGGAAUUGCUGUCAUUUUCAAUGAAACUGUUGUGCAUCAAGUAGUGAAAUCUUCACUG